AGUUCAUACAAAGGUGCUCAACACAUUUCCAAAAUGGUUCAAGAAAGUACUAUGAUUUGUGUCGACAAUUCGGAAUACAUGCGCAACGGAGAUUUCCAACCAACUCGGCUCCAAUCUCAACAGGAUGCAGUAAAUCUUGUUACACAAUGCAAGUUGCGUGCCAAUCCGGAGAAUGCUGUUGGAAUUCUGUCAAUGGCAAACAGUGUUCAAGUAUUGUCAAGUCUGUCCACAGAACAAGGACGUUUGAUGAUGAAGAAUCAUUCCAUUGAGCCAUUCGGAAAAUGCAACUUUAUCGCCGGUAUCAAGAUUGCUCAUCUUGCUCUGAAACAUCGUCAAAACCGUAAUCAUAAGAUGCGCGUUGUUCUCUUCAUCGGAUCACCUCUCGAGGAAAUUGAAAUGAAUGAGCUCGUGAAGAUUGCAAAGAAAAUGAAGAAAGAGAAGGUUCUGUGCGACGUCAUCAUGUUCGGUGAAAAUGAAUCCGAUGGACAUGAGAAAUUCUCAACAUUCGUGGACACAUUGAACGGAAAAGAAGGCAGCGGCUCAUCCUUGAUCGUUGUUCCACAAGGAUCUUCCCUCACAGACGCGUUGUUGCAGUCAAGUGUAUGCAAAAAUGAAGAUGGGCAAGCUGCAUUCGGUGGAGGUGGAAACGGAAUGGAUAAUGCAUUCGGAAUGGAUGUUGAAAAUGAUCCAGAUUUGGCUUUAGCUCUUCGUGUCUCAAUGGAAGAGGAACGAGCUCGUCAAGCCGCCGCCGCUGCUGCAAAUGGAGGUGCCGCGGAUUCUGGAGCUGAUGCCGAAGUUGCUGCUGCGGCUGCUGCUGUUCCAUUGGAAGAAAUGGACAUGGGAGCGAUGACUGAAGAGCAACAAUUGGAAUGGGCUCUUCGUCUUUCAAUGCAGGAAAAUGCUCCGGCUGAGCAGCCACAAGUACAACACGAACAAAUGGAUGUGGAUGGAGCUCCAGCAGUUGGAGGAGACAAUCUUGAUGAUUUGAUGAACAACCCAGAACUUUUGCAGCAAAUUGUGGACGAUCUUCCUGCUGCAAAUGCGGAGAAGGAUGAUGACAAGGAGAAGAAAUAAAUGUCCCUGUGAAGUUGUUUUAUUGUAUUUUAUCCUAUUUAUUAUUGAAUCACCAUCCAGCCACCCCAAGUGAAUGAUUUUCAGUCUCCAACUUCUUCUUCCCCGCUGCGUAAUUCUAAUUUAUUCCAUCUCUCAUUUUUCAUCACGUAUUUUCCUGUAUAUCCAGACCGAUGUGAAAAUAAACUUUUUGUGGCAAAUAUAAAUUUAUUCAUGAUU
Caenorhabditis elegans is the source of this 1290-nucleotide messenger RNA. It is a transcript of the gene rpn-10, whose product is annotated as 26S proteasome non-ATPase regulatory subunit 4. The coding region runs from base 34 to 1074 and encodes 346 amino acids. NCBI's taxonomy places the organism in Eukaryota, Metazoa, Nematoda, Chromadorea, Rhabditida, Rhabditidae. Gene Ontology annotation, cellular component: cytoplasm; nucleus. The record is from RefSeq and is marked reviewed. The transcript has 4 exons.